AUGCCAAAAUAUGCAAAAUUCCUUAAGGAGCUUCUAACCAAUAGAAGGAAGAUGGAGGAGGUGAAAGAAGUAGUACUUAAUGAAAAUUGCUCAGCUGCCAUGUUAAACAAAUUACCAAAGAAGAAGGGUAACCCGGGAAGCUUGACUUUGCCUUGCCAAUUUGGUAACAUGGAUACCAUUCAUGCUUUGGCUGAUUCGGGAGCAAGUGUGAACCUCAUGCCUUAUUCAUUCUUCAAGAAAUUGGAUCUCCCAGAACCGAGGCCAAUUCGUAUGAUUUUUAUAAUUCUAGACAUGGAAGCGGAUCCUCAAGUCCCAAUCAUCCUUGGAAGACCUUUCCUCAACACGGAAAGUGCUAUAGUGGACAUGAGAGACUCGAAGCAUACUUUACGGGUAGGAGAUGAUUCAGUCACUUUCGGGGUUGAUCAAGCUAUGAAGCAUGCGAGGAAUAGUGAUGACAUGGCGUUCUCGAUUGACAUGUUUGAUGAAUUGAUGGAGGAAUGUGAUAAUAAAGAUCCUGACAAGUCCACCAUCUUUGAUGAAGAUUUUUGA
This is a messenger RNA of Lactuca sativa (garden lettuce), 549 nucleotides long. RefSeq lists its product as uncharacterized. Gene Ontology annotation, biological process: proteolysis. Lineage: Eukaryota; Viridiplantae; Streptophyta; Magnoliopsida; Asterales; Asteraceae. Gene Ontology annotation, molecular function: aspartic-type endopeptidase activity. The record is from RefSeq and is a predicted model, not a curated record.